Molecule: messenger RNA, 1224 nt
Organism: Aspergillus novofumigatus IBT 16806
Lineage: Eukaryota; Fungi; Ascomycota; Eurotiomycetes; Eurotiales; Aspergillaceae
Product: phosphatidyl synthase
Exons: 4
Coding region: 1-1224 (407 amino acids)
Biological process (GO): glycerophospholipid biosynthetic process
Cellular component (GO): mitochondrion
Source: RefSeq, a predicted model, not a curated record
AUGGCUGCGACCUACGGCUCCGGCUCCCAGAGGGUGCGCCGGCUUUCCAGCAUCGAUGCGACUCGGGCCGACCUGUAUGGCGGACCUAACGUCGUCGUGCCCCCGAAGCAUCUGAUGGCCUCCAGCGAUGCCCAUGACACGGCCAUUGAGAUGGCGAUGGCAAAGCAGCACCUGGAUGAAGAAGUUUCCUCGGAGGAAGAGUCUCCUCGUGUCGCCUCACCCCUCACAAGGACUACCCGUAAUCUCACGACAGCUGAUGAAUUCGCUCUGGCAUUUGACAUCGAUGGUGUCCUCAUCAGAGGAGGUCAGGCUAUCCCCGAGGCUGUCGAUGCGUUGAAGUAUAUCAACGGCCAGAACCCGUACGGCGUCAAGAUUCCCUACAUCUUCGUAACGAAUGGUGGAGGCAAGACCGAAGAGGAACGGUGUCUGGAUCUCAGCCGGCAGCUCGAAUUGGAGGUCUCACCCGGCCAGUUCAUCUGCGGACACACUCCCAUGCGAGAGAUGGCCGAGAAAUACCAGACAGUCCUUGUGGUCGGCGGCGAGGGUGAGAAGUGCCGGAUCGUAGCCGAAGGUUACGGCUUCAAGGACGUCAUCACCCCAGGCGACAUCAUCAAGACACGACAGGAUACGACACCAUUCCGAAAGCUGACUGAAGAAGAAUACAACAACUCACGCGUCCGCGACUUCAGCAAGACGCCCAUCGAGGCCAUCUUCGUCUUCGCCGACAGCCGGGACUGGGCUGGGGACCAGCAGAUCAUCCUCGACGUCCUCAUGUCGAAGAACGGAUACCUAGGCACCCGCUCGGAGACAUUUGACGAGGGCCCCCCAUCUUCUUCUCCCACAACGAUAGCCUCGCUCGAGGCCCUCUACAAGGCCGUCACUGGCAAGGAACUGACCACCGUCGCAUUCGGCAAGCCCCAGCUCGGCACGUACCAGUUCGCCACCCGCCUCCUCCGCCAAUGGCGCAAGGAUACCCACGGCAUCGACAAGGCCCCUUCCACCGUCUACUUCGUCGGAGACACCCCGAGUCCGACAUCCACGGGCGUGUACCAGGAAGGGACCAUCCCGCGGUAUCCGCCCAAGAAGACCUGCGCUAAUGUGCUCGAGGCCGUCAAGUUCGCCAUGAACCGCGAGAUGUCGAAGCAGGUCGAUGAGUCUGCCAUUAUCGAGGAUGAUGCUGAUAUGGAUUCCGGCAUUGACUCCGAGUCAGCCGCGACGCACUAG